CUUUAAUCGAUACUCGCGCACCACCAUUUUUGUUUGGACAAUGGAGAAUUAUCACUAAAAAUACUUUUUAGGAAUAUAAGUAAUAGGAUUGAAUACAUCGCAGUAAAAAUGUUCAAUGGCAUGGUGAAAACCAUACGUGAUAGCAUUGUAGGCACCUACCCAUCCUGUCAUGUGAAUUCACGUCUGGAGGAGCGUCGGGCUAAGCAGAGGGCGAUGCGACAGGAACGAAGGCGGAAGCCAGACAAACCAGACGACUUCGUUACCUACGAGGAUUCUGGCAGCGACGAGGAGACUCCUCAACAGCAGGACGAGGUCCUCAACACCUCCUAUAAUUUGUGCGACUAUCUGCGAAGCAGGGAGAAUUCAUUACGCGAUCGUCGCAGCGUCAAUGCGGAAUACACCAGUCGCUAUGUGCUCACCCACGAUAUGUUGCGCGAAACGCAAAUCAGUUUAGGUUACAUCAACAAGGUAUUUUGCUCCAAAUGGCUGAGUAACCGUCAGGUGGUGUUCGGCACCAAGUGCAAUAAGCUGCUUGUCUAUGAUGUGAAUAUGCGUCGUGUGGAUGCCAUACCUACUCUUUCUAAUAGUCGUGCCAAUCAUCCAGAGAUCCAAGGCGGCUUGCAUGCAAUUGAACUGUCACCCAGUCGGUCAUUUUUAGCCACUGGUGCACGUAAUUCAUCUGAUAUCGCCGUGUACCGGUUGCCCACACUGGAUCCAGUUUGUGUAGGAGAAAGCGGGCAUCGAGACUUGAUUAUGGGAAUGUGCUGGUUGGAUGAUCAGUUUCUUGUCUCGGGCUCCAAAGACUCUCGCAUGGCUCUGUGGCGCAUCAACGAAGAUCAUAUGGACUUUCCUGACGGCGGAGAGGAAUCUUGCCCCACAUUUGCCACUAUACAUCCGCUGAGUGUUAAGGAAGUGCGCACCGCGCAGCGGAUACGAUCGUUGUGUUUCAACAAAGAGUUCAAAGAGAUCGCAGCGCUCUCCCUUAACGGUUAUAUACACAUCUUUAAUGCAGAGACCUUCAAGCAAACACUCUCACGCAAGCUCCCUAACUGCCAGGACAAUGUAAGUAUUGCGUAUCAUAGCGAUGGGCUCUACGCUGUCGGCUGUCGCUCCUACACGAUUCUGCUAGAUGCACGCACGCUACAGACGAUCAAAAAGAUCACAUCCCGUUACAGUGGUUGUGGCAUACGCGCCACAUCCUUUGAGGGUAAUCUUUUAACGGUGGGAACCGGGCUGGGCAUGUUACUUUUCUAUGACAUACGUGCUGGAAAGUAUUUAGAAAGCAGCGUUAAUGCUUCGCGCACCGUGGCGCUUAAGUGCAGCAAAGGCAUUGUGUAUCCGGAGGAUGAAAUGGACGGGUUCCAGCAGGUGAAAUAUGUGCCUGCCAUUUACACGCACUGCUAUGACAGCACUCGGAUGCGACUGUUUGCGGCUGGUGGGCCCCUUCCUGCUACACUGGUGGGCAACUAUGCGGGGGUUUGGCAAUAAUUCCACAGGGCUGUCACAACACUGAUUAGUACGAGUAUUUAGGCAAUAGUAUACUUUGUUUUUAGCCUUGUCGCCGUCGUGGCUGCGAUGUGCGAAAUGUGAUUUUUUAUUUCUCUGCUGAUUUUGACUUUUUGUUUAGUUAUAAAAAUUGUAUAAUCUU
This is a messenger RNA of Drosophila montana, 1648 nucleotides long. RefSeq names its product DDB1 and CUL4 associated factor 12-like protein (gene DCAF12). Gene Ontology annotation, molecular function: protein binding. The record is from RefSeq and is a predicted model, not a curated record. Gene Ontology annotation, cellular component: Cul4-RING E3 ubiquitin ligase complex. Lineage: Eukaryota; Metazoa; Arthropoda; Insecta; Diptera; Drosophilidae. Bases 109 to 1488 code for a protein of 459 amino acids. The transcript is spliced from 4 exons.